AUUCUCGAUUGUUAUCUUAUUUAUCACACUUCUUUAGUUUCGACUAAACUAAUGAUACAACCUAAAAUGUUUCGCUGGGUGUUUUUUUUGAGUUUCGCGAAUGUAGUUUUGUCACGAGAUUUCGAAAAUUUAUUUGAUUUUGAAAAAUUUGACAAAGCUAUCGUAAGCAGUUUUGCGAAUGGGGAUAGUUUGACGCCUUGUCAAGAACAGUAUCGCGAACUGCGAACUCAAAACUACAGAGCCUAUGUGAGCCUUUUUGAUGCUACUUCAAAAUUUCCUUGGACCGGAGUAUUAACAUCAAGUUUACUAGAUUGGGGAGAUUAUGAUGAAUGCGUUGACAUUAACCUUGAGUACUCUAAAGGUACGAUAACUGGCAAAUACUGCCAUGCCGGAAUUAUUUUACCUACUUCGAUUGUGCCAAGUAAUAUUACUGGUUUUAAUUACACCGAAUUUUUUACCUUAGGUCUUUGUUUGCCAAACGCUUGUACGGCAAAAGAUUUUAUGCUGCUAAAUGAGACAAUAAUCAAUGAUCGUCUAUGUCAUACAAAGCAGGAUCUACAAAAAUUUACCAGAGGAGAUAUUGUUAUGAUAGUAGUACUUGUUUGUUUGGCAACACUUAUUAUAAUUUCAACCAGUUAUGACGUGUACAUGCACAAAAAACAGAAAAAAAUAUCUAAUCCACUGUAUGUGGCUUUUUCAUAUUUCAAAAAUGGCAGGAAAUUACUUGAAACGUCGAAAAAGAACAGAGAGCAAAUACAAAUAUUUAAUGGUUUGAAAACCAUCAGUAUGAUUUGGGUCAUUGGAGCACAUUCUUUCAAUGUUUGGAAUCAAUUUUCUGUCAUCAAUAGGGAGAUCACUCUCCAUGUUGCAACUUCUUUAAAAACAGCCUAUAUAUCUGCAGCAACACUGUGUGUCGAUACGUUUUUCUAUAUGUCUGGAUUUUUGAUGGGAUUUUUAUACAUGAAACAAAAAAGUAAACCUCUAGUAAAGCAGCUUUUGGGAGUUCCAUAUUUAAUCAUCCAUAGGUAUUUUAGGAUAACACCAGCUGUAGCUAUGAUGUACUUUUUCACUAUUACAUUAUUUAAACAUUUUGGAACUGGGCCUAUUUGGAAAGUUGGCGUAGAUAACAUUGUAGCCCCUUGCCAUAAAUAUUGGUGGUCUUUUUUUUUUUAUUUACAAAACUAUGUCAAUUAUGGUGAUGUCUGUAUGAUUCAAACUUGGUACCUGUCAGCUGAUAUGCAAAUGUUCAUAUUUUCACCCAUACUUUUGAUACCUGCCGCUGUCUUACUUGCCAAAAGUCCACAAAAUUUGAAACUGGUUAUGGUGGCCAUGACUGGUAUAAAUGUGUUUUUCAUCAUACUUCCAUUAACAAUUAAACUGGUCUUUACAGACUACGACAAUACAUUUGAUACUCAUUCAAGACUGAUAAAUUUCACAAUUGGUAUCACGUUUGGAAUAUUUAUGCAAGAAGCAAAAAAUAAGAUAUCCUGGUUUGGAAAAAUUAAAUCACCGUCGUAUUAUAAUUUUAUAAUAUGGACAGCUGUAUGUAUUUUGAUGCUUUUCAUAACACUGAUUAAUCAUGAAGUGACUUUUAUUGGACAUGGCCAUACGGCUCUAUCCAUCACUCACAGUUUAAUGAGGCCAGUUUGGUGCACAUGUUUGAGCUGGAUGGUGUAUUCAUCGUAUCAUGGAUAUGGUGGUAUUGUGAAUUGGAUUUUAACAAGACCCAUUCUUCAAAUAACUUCUAAACUAUCAUAUUGUAUGUAUAUAAUGCAUGUAAUCAUUAUAUAUCACUUCAUUCUAUUAUCAAGAACUAAGGUUUGGUUUACUGAUUACAUGGUAUUCAUCAAUUCGUGCGCUUUCUUCAUAAUUACUUUCUUAGUCUCGAUUGUAUGGUCUCUAUCUUUCGAAUCGCCGAUGAUAAUAAUUGAGAAGAAGAUUUUUGAAGCAUUUUCUUUACCGCAGACAAACAAAAAGUCACCAAACAAGAAUGUUGAGGCCGGACCUACUCAAGAAAAGUAUAAAGAACCUGGAAAAUUUUAGGAAAUUGGAAGUUAUUAAGAUUGUAAAAUAUUGUAAAUUUAAAAAAAAUAAAUAUAUAAUUUUUACUUCAC
Messenger RNA from Psylliodes chrysocephalus, 2114 nucleotides. The record is from the annotation of a GenBank genome assembly. NCBI's taxonomy places the organism in Eukaryota, Metazoa, Arthropoda, Insecta, Coleoptera, Chrysomelidae.